This is a messenger RNA of Solanum stenotomum, 540 nucleotides long. RefSeq lists its product as uncharacterized. Lineage: Eukaryota; Viridiplantae; Streptophyta; Magnoliopsida; Solanales; Solanaceae. The coding region runs from base 1 to 540 and encodes 179 amino acids. The record is from RefSeq and is a predicted model, not a curated record. The transcript is spliced from 2 exons.
AUGACUGUGAAUGAGUACAUCCUCAAGUUCACUCACUUGUCCCAUUAUGCUCUUGAUAUGGUGGUUGAUAUGAAAAGCAAGAUAUGUCUAUUUAUGUGUGGACUAUCCCUCUUGUCAAGAAAAGAGGGUAAGGCUUCUAUGUUUAUAGGGGAAAUGAACAUAAAAAGGCUUAUGAUACAUGUGCAACAGGUUGAGAAAGAUAGGCAGAAAGAUAUGGAAGAGUUCCCUAACAAGAGGGCUACGACAAUAGCUAAUGAGUACGAACAGCAGAUGACCGGGAUGACUCCUACAUGUGCUAAGUGUGGUAGAAACCACCCAAGAGCGUGUCGUGAUGGCUCCAAGUUCUGCUUUAAGUGUGGUCAGACAUGUCACUUCAUGAGAGAGUACCCUAAUAACAUGCAUGGUAACGAUAAUGGGGGCAAUAAAGCACAAUCUUUUUCAGAGGCUCUGGCAGAUAGAGCUGCACCUAGAGGAGCUAUUUCACGGAUAGGUGGACGAGAAAACCAUAUGUAUGCUAUCACCACACGACAAAAGCAGUAG